AUGCAAAUGACGACGGCCUUCGCCGACGCAUUCGCCAAAGCCAUGGAAGCAAUGGGCAAAUUCCAGCCUCAAACGCAGACACCUGCUCAGUUCCACUCUGCAACUCACUCUGCACCUCCCAAAAAUAGAGAAGCAGUUUCUUCUUCUGACAGGGAGUCAGUCAAAACACAAGUGUCAACACGACAAUACAUCAAGGACACUACCAUCCAUCCUCCAGCAACUACACUGCAGCCGGGCAACAAUAUGUCUGAUAAACAAAAUCGAAGCUUGGCAGAUAUACCACGAAGCAUACAUGAAAAGUCUGAGGGGCAGCGUAGUCGUGGUGGAAAAGUAGCAGGCAUAAAGAGAGAGCAAAGGAGCAGCAUCGCCAAGACCGUACCAGUCGUUAUCCUCCCCUCCAGGCUCCCUUGGACUAACUCUAUCACCGAUGAAUCCAAGUCUCCACGACGAAAAGGAGUUAUAAGUUCGAAGUCUCACUCCUCAGUGCCUUAUUUCUCUGCCUCAGUUAGGAAGCCAAGUUUGAGUGCAAACUCAGAGAAGCGCCGUCAUACAGAUAUUGCCAAUCCGGACUCAAGUGAUGAGUGGAGACCACAUAAUUCUCAACAACCGAGAAGAAGGAAACGGAAGGCUCUCAUUGAAAGGACCCGUUCCAUUCAUGCCAUAGUGAAUAGAUCGGGACGUAGAGAUCAUCUCUCAUCAAGGUUAGAUGUGGCUGAGGAGAUUGACAGUUCCGACAACACAUCUGUGGUACACAGGAGACAAGACAAAUCUCACCCCAAGCUAAACAAACACUAUAUUCUCAAGUACACGGCGGAUACGAUUCCAGCUGUACUGUACGAAGCGGAAGAUUUGUAUCAGAAAAAGGUGGCAGAGAGGUACAAAGUUACUAGAACUAAUCCCGCAGAGAGGGAGGAUGAUGAUACUGGUAUCGAUGAAGACAUUGGUUCUGGCACAAUCACAACUGAAGAGCUGAACGGCGCUUUUUGUGGAGCUACGGAUGCCGAAAUCGAGACGGCUGCGGAAGAGUGUGUCAGAUUGAUCACUGAAGCUGCAGAGGAGGAGAAGGCUUCAAAAGAGGGGUUAUGGAAGGAUGUAACAGAAUGGGCGAAAGCAGAUGGCAUGCUUGCCGGCUCCAUGGUUCUGGAUAUGCUGCUGACUGUGAUCCAGGCAGAGAAGAAAAGAGCCCUGGAGUACAUCAGAGACAGAUCAAAAACUCUUAAGGCACUCCUUGCCAACAGAAUUAUUCCACCGUCUAAUCCCGCUGUGCCUGAUCGCACCAUAAACAGCUCAAUCCACCUGAAAGAUGCAGUUGGUGAAUCGCUCCUAGUCAAAGUAAAUUCUGGUAUGGAAGAGCCCUUCGGAAACACGCCAGCUCAACAAAUCCCUAUGCACAAACAUAUUCAGGAGGCCAUGAACCGGCUCGAGAAUGCCGGGGUCCACCCCCCAGAGCCAUCAAUUCUAGAUCUUAGGUAUCCCCAAGACGAGUUUCGCAGAACGAAAGAAUUCUGGACCAGCAAGAAUAAACCUUGUGGUGUAUUCCACUUCGCAUGCUGGCGACAGCCCGCAUACCCAGACGAGCCAAAGCCCUGGGAACACAGCCUCUCCAGCGAUAUCCUCGGUCUGCAUCCCGGGAAAUUUGGCGCCAGGGUGAAAUUUCUCGUCGACAUGGCCCCCAUACAUCAGGCCAUGAGUCUAUGGUUCGAGGCAAUCGACCGACAGCGGUACAAAACCUAUCGCGAACAAGUCGAUCGCAUGACCAGAGCAGAUACUGGACUCGAGGCAGUAAAGUUCACCAAUAACCAUACUUUUCUCGGCAUGGCGAGCUUGCGAAAUGUGCAAGUACGGAAUCACAGAGAUAGAGGUGACAUUAGAGAUGGAUGGGUAGGCAUGACAUGUACAGGAGCAUUCACUGGCGGCGAACUCUGUCUGCCAGAUCUGGAUCUGAAGCUGAGGUUUCUGCCUGGCGAUGUGAUUUUCUUCCGCGGGUGUGCAUUGCAGCAUUUCAUUAAUACUACCGUCGGUGAGAGGAGCAGUUUGGUAUUCUUCUCACAUAGUGGACCAAACUCAAAGGAGGGUGGGAGCAAGCAUGUCACAUAUGACUACCCGUCUUUCCCGUCUCCAAAAGAGCCGUCAGGCCCCAGAUCUUCCGGCAAUAUAAAUGCAGUUGCUCCUCCUAUGCUCAGUAGAAGACAUACGCAGAGAAUCAAGAAACGGGUGUUCUCACAUUUGCCGAAAUAUCCUACUACGAAAGCAGACUUGACAGAGCAGAAGCUUAAGCGAGCCAGGCAAAGGAAGAAAAGAUUCGAGGGAUAUGCCAAAGAGGAGUUUGAGCGAGGCAGUAUGACAUUGGAAGAAUAUAAAAAAGUCUCUAGGGUUGGAUCACAUGAGUUCUAUGAGCUGAACCUGAUCGAAUUGGCGAGACAUGCCAAGGGAGAAUAUCCUUUUGCUCCAAUAGAAGCGAGGAGGAAGGCACAUCGCAUGGCUAAUAAAUAG
Messenger RNA from Cadophora gregata, 2493 nucleotides. RefSeq lists its product as uncharacterized. The transcript has 2 exons. The record is from RefSeq and is a predicted model, not a curated record. Lineage: Eukaryota; Fungi; Ascomycota; Leotiomycetes; Helotiales; Ploettnerulaceae. The coding region runs from base 1 to 2493 and encodes 830 amino acids.